UUAAAAUUCCCGCGAAGCGGAAGUCCUGCGGCACGCCAAACCUAGGUCGUUGCUGCUUUAUGCAAAGUACGUAGGCACUUUGAUAUAUAGAUAUCUACGACAUCAACAUGGCCUCAGACGAUGAGAAACGGUCACCGCCACUGGGUAACUCGCCAGAAAGGUACAACGGGUCAGUGAGCCACCAUGGUUCUGGCUAUAUCAGACCGCAAGCCCGUAAGCUGCACGACCCGGACGUCACCUUCGAGGAAUACCACUAUUACGCACUACAGACCCGUGAAGAGGAGCGUACCACGCCUAAGCCCAAGACCUCGAUAUGGCGCGAGAUCGUCCUGCGCAAGAAACCGGAGGCGAACCAUAGCAGCGACCCCGGCGACCCCGCCGUAGGCGAUGUCACAGCCACCAGCGUCAACUUUGCCAACCGUGCCAACCGCGCCGAUAUAACCGACGAAGAGUGGUCCAACGCGUCGCGAGCGUUCCGGACGGCAUCUGCCGGCGCGUGCUUCUACCUCAUCACCACGGACAUCCUGGGGCCCUACGGCGUUGGGUUCGCGAUGGGCACGCUGGGCUGGAUGCCGGGCAUCAUACUGUACAGCGUCUUUGGUUUCAUGGCGGGCUACAGCGGAUACCUGAUCUGGCACACGUUCCUGGGGCUGGACUCGCACCAGUUCCCGCUGCGCAACUAUGGUGACCUUGGUUUUCGGCUGUUUGGGUCCUGGGCCCGACAUGUCCUCAACGUCCUGCAGGCCCUGGCACUGCUGCUCAUCCUCGGCCAGGUCACGAUCCAGAACGGCCAGGCGCUGUCUCAGGUCUCGAAGUUCCGAAUCUGCUACGCCGUUUGUCCCAUCAUCUUCAUCGUGGCGGGCUUUGCCCUUGGCCAGGUCCGCACCCUGCGGCGGUUCGGGCUGAUUGCUAACCUCGCGAUUUGGCUGAAUCUGCUUGUCAUCUUCAUCACUAUGGGCAUCAUGGCGCAUAGCCCGCCUAACUAUGCCAUCUCUGUGCUGGGUUCGGCUGGUGCGCUUGUUGAUCCCGACUCGAUUACACCGGAUGGUAAUGGAAACUACCCACCGGUCAUACACUAUAGCUACUUACCAGAUGCUGGCAGCCUGGUGGGAUCUCUGAACGGUCUCAUGUCGGGUGUCUUGGCAUACGGUGGAGCUCAGCUGUUUGUCGAAUUCAUGGCCAAGAUGCGAAGGCCUUAUGAUUUUCUGAAGGCCAUGUGGGGGGCUCAGUUCUUUAUUUACAGUGUUUACAUGAUCUACGGCUGCUACGUCUACUACUGGCACCAGAUCUCCUAUCAAGGCGUAUCCCUCUACGGCCUGCAGACCGCUGGCAACAUGAUCGCGUUCGUCAGCGGCCUCAUCGCCGCAGCACUGUACGGGAACAUCGGGAUCAAGGUUCUUUACAAUAAUGUCCUGAUGGAUCUCUUCUCGGCACCACCCCUGACCACCAAGUCGGGAAAGAUCGUCUACGCUAUCAUCGUACCCAUCUGGUGGUCCAUCGCCUACAUCAUCGCGGCCGCCAUCCCGGACUACUUCGGUUUUGUCUCCGUCAUCGCGUCGGCUACCCUCCUGGAGUUCACCUACUGCUUUCCCCCCAUGAUCGCCCUGGCGUACGAUAUCCACUUGAAUGCCAUGACCGAUGGAGAGGGAUUUGAUCCCGUGACUGGCGUUGUGGUGCGCAAGGACCGUGGCGUCAAGCGCUGGGCGAGGGGUUUCUUCCGGGGUAGAUGGUAUUUAAAUAUAUUGCACGUCCUGUAUGCCACCGGCGCAUGGGCCACAGCUGGGCUCGGCCUCUACGCUGCGAUUGAAGGCAUGAUUGAGGCAUUUGAAAACCCCCAAGUCAAUUCGUUCACGUGCCAAUCCCCGUUGAACUUGGAUGCUUGA
Messenger RNA from Diaporthe batatas, 1883 nucleotides. RefSeq lists its product as uncharacterized. Gene Ontology annotation, biological process: amino acid transmembrane transport. The coding region runs from base 108 to 1883 and encodes 591 amino acids. The transcript is spliced from 3 exons. Gene Ontology annotation, cellular component: vacuolar membrane. Gene Ontology annotation, molecular function: amino acid transmembrane transporter activity. NCBI's taxonomy places the organism in Eukaryota, Fungi, Ascomycota, Sordariomycetes, Diaporthales, Diaporthaceae. The record is from RefSeq and is a predicted model, not a curated record.